Molecule: messenger RNA, 1173 nt
Organism: Puccinia triticina
Lineage: Eukaryota; Fungi; Basidiomycota; Pucciniomycetes; Pucciniales; Pucciniaceae
Exons: 2
Coding region: 1-1173 (390 amino acids)
Source: RefSeq, a predicted model, not a curated record
AUGGCGAUCUCCAGCACCUUCUCGUCUCUUCGCUCCACAAAACGCCCGGCGGCCUCAUCCACAAUCCAAAACCAGGCGGGCGGACCGGCCCAGACGGCACCUCCAACAACCCAAGCAGACCUGGACAAAGACACACUCAGCAUCAUGGCCUUCACUGAGAGCUCCCAGGCGAAAAAACUUGACAAGAAGAACAAGCUCAGGUUCUUCAGACGGCUCUCCACUCGAUUUAGCAGCAAACAGAACUCAGCAGCACCCCCGAUCGACCCCACCCUCACUGCCAGCUCAGAUCCGACUCCGAACCUCAGCAAGAGUCGCUCGAAUGACCCCACCGUGGCCCGCGCCUCGCCCGGAUCCGACCUGUCGCUCCAGAUCCCCUUCGAGAGCUUCCCGAAGACGAGCCCGAGCCUGAGCUGCGACGAGACCGGCUCGCUGUACCGGGCGGAAGAAGCCGGAGGACUGAGUGUGGCCGCCCCAGGCUCGCUCAAGUCGCCCUCGCGCGCCUCGCGGUCGUUCUGGAAGCGGCUCAGCCUCUCCCCGAGCCUGCUGCUGCAUGCGGACGACGAGCAGCUGGCGGGCGGUGCGGGGGCGGUGCCGCCGGCGACGGAGAUGGCCAGCAGCAGACUGGCGAGCCCGGUCGAGGACCUCAGCGUGUCUUCCGACGGCCAUCCGAGUAGCAUCAUGUCCUCCGAGCUCUCCUCCACGCCCUCCUCGGCCAACGAGACCGCCGACACCUCCCUAGCUUCGGCCUACGAGGCCGAGACCGAGGAAUGCGGACUCGCUGGGAUCGGCGUCCGGGACCGCAGAAGCAUCUGUCUCUACUCCCUGCCCAUCCGCCCCAGCCUCGCCCCCAAGCCCCUCCUCCAUCCCGCCAUGCGCUAUGCACCCUCCUCUUCCUCCCCCCUCUCCUCCGCCAGACUCGCCCCCCCGUCGCCCGCCGACGACCACUCUCUCAGACCACUCUCCGCACAGUCUUGCAGCCCGAGUAGGCCCAUAUCCAGUCUGGCCCAGAACGAUCGUCGGAUGAGCUUCGGCCACCUCAACCUCGUCCCUAACCAGACCACCGUCGACACCGAGACCCUCAUGCGCAUCCUCCGCGGCCCGUCCUCUUACCCCGACGAGACUCUGCCCCGUCCCGACAGUCGCAGAGACUCGAUCUAUGUUCCUUGCGUCUAA